Molecule: messenger RNA, 2947 nt
Organism: Pelobates fuscus (common spadefoot toad)
Lineage: Eukaryota; Metazoa; Chordata; Amphibia; Anura; Pelobatidae
Gene: RAMP1
Product: receptor activity modifying protein 1
Exons: 5
Coding region: 1334-1717 (127 amino acids)
Biological process (GO): cellular response to hormone stimulus; intracellular protein transport; receptor internalization
Cellular component (GO): membrane; signaling receptor complex; cell surface
Molecular function (GO): coreceptor activity
Source: RefSeq, a predicted model, not a curated record
CAGAAUGGGGAUAUUUCCAGUUCACCUGUACAGGAAGAGGCUGUUCAUUGACAGAUUCUACACGUGUAUCUGCCCUGUUUUCACACUGUGGAAGAGAACAACAUAUAAUUAUUUGGGUGAAGCAAUGCUGAUCGAGAAGAAACUUCCUAAUUCCUAGUUACAGGCUUGUUCAAGCAGCACUCUCUGGUACAAGUGUGAAAUCCAUUCACUAGAAAGAGACAAUCUUGGGAAGAAGUUCUCCCCAGUAUCGGUUACACGCAUUGUAACGAAUAUAGAAUCCUGGAAUCCCAGUUGCACAUAAAGCCACGUUCUAUGGAGCGGUGACAGAAGCAGGGGGAGCGGAGAGACAUUCUUAGGAUGAUGGUGACUGAUCUCGGCUGCAGUCUAAUCCUACAGAAUCUAUUUAUGUCAGUUCCGGAUCUAAACUUAGAUUCAGGCAACAGAACAGAGACUGAAGACACUUCACUUUCAGAGAGAGACCAGCACGAAUUUUACAUAAGGAAAACACUGCCAUCCUCAUCUAUAUACAUUGGAGGUGAAUUCAAAGGGUAAGGGUCGUGUGGAGGACCUUCAGCCACCUACAGGUAGAGCGAGGACGUCUACCUACUAAUAGGAAAAGCAAAGACACAUGAACCCAAGAGGGGAGAGUUGAAAUUACAUACAAAGGGUAACCCUGCCACAUGAGAGAUCUGUCCACUUAUCAAGAGGGAAAUAAUGUUCAGCUCCAUAGGAAAAAAACCCACCCACACUGGACAGUACUAGCCCAGAUGAACUUCAGCAGGAAAUAAGAAGCUACUUCACCUUGCCUCCUAGUGUGGAUUUUCCAGAGAACGUGUCAGAUGUCCUCUCCUAAGCCCUCCUUAGGGUUCUUCAGGAACUACUGACCUGAUUCAGUAUAAUGGAAACCUUUCUAAAGCCUUCUGUCAGCAUCUUAUGAGUGAAGACAAGGAAGGACCAGUUCACUACAUUCACCAUCCAAGCACUCACAGGUGGGUGGUUCACUGAAGCCCCUCCUUCGUCCUCUGGGAGUAGUUAGGAGUGCACCUGACUGGUCCCAUAGACGAGAAGCCCCCCUGGUCAUUGUGAAGCUUGUAAGAUAUUCUAAUGGCUCUGGUCUCCCCUGAUGCAGUUAUUUAAUCGGACCCUCAUUCAGACAGACAUGAAUCUUGGAUUCUUCUUCAUUCCUCGUCAUCUCCUCUGGAUCCUCUUAGACAGGUCAGAAUUAUAGACCUUCAUAUUUCAAGAUUCUUCGAAGUUACGGCUGGCUGACACAAAGCUACAGAAGACCUCAUUUCCCGAUGUCCCCUAAGCCUCCUAAUCAGCCCCUCCAUUGAUGUCUGUUGCAGGCUGCGAUGAAGCUAUUUACACGAGUGUUAUGAACGAGUUCUGUUUACAGCACUUCGAGUUAGAAAUGGAGGUGCUGGGUAAAAGUUUGUGGUGUGACUGGGGAGACACAGCUGGGUUUUACACAGACGUCACAAACUGCACAGCUCUAGUGGCUGCAAAGUUGGGCUGUUUCUGGCCAAACCACCUGGUGGAUCAUUUAUUCAUAGGUAUCCACAAAAAGUAUUUCAGGAACUGUUCCGUGACAGGGCGGUUGCCAGCAGACCCUCCGUUCCCGAUUCUCUGCUCUUUACUCUUCAUCCCGCUCUUGAUAACUCUUCUCAUGACAGCUCUGGUUGUGUGGAGAAGCAAACGCAGUGAAGGCAUUGUUUGAAAACGACAAUUACUACCUACCACUUAGUACUCAUUCUUGGUUCUUUGCUUGCUCCGAGAUAUGGGGGAGGGGGGAAAGAAUAUCUAACUUCUGCAGUCCAGAUUCAAAGUUUUCAGAUUAUGGCCUAGAAGACCCAUCAAAGCCUAUCACUAAAGAUACUGAAUGAAGGUGGUCCUUCUGAAUACUUCCUUCUAGGAUUUUUUUUCUGAAUGGCUGUGUUUCACAAUGGAUCUCAAGAAUAUAUACUAUGGAGAUAGAACUUCCAGCACCAAGCACAUCCAAAACCCAAUGGCAAGGAAAUAAGAGGCAAAAGAGACAGGGCUUGUGUUUUCAAACAAGUGUAGACGUGUAUCAUGCAGUAGAAAAUAAUUUAAAGGUUUCAGGUACCAUAAUCUUACCAUGCCUAGGGACAAAGUGUACCGGAUAGGAAGGCUGGAAUUAAGAUGCCAUGGCAUUAGAUGUUAAAUAUGUGCUUAAUACAAAAGACAUUUAAAGAAGAAGCUCAAUAAAUGUGGAGGUCUCGCAUCAGGUAUUGAUUGGUUAUAACUCGGUUUCCAAGCUAUUACAAGCAAGUAAAAAAAAAACCUACCCUUUAAAUAUAGAAUGUUAUAAUAAGCAAAUGGCCUACUGACAGUGGGACUGUGUGCACAUAAUUUAUAAAUGUAAUUAGAGUAUAUUAAAAUAAAUAGCAAUUUAAGUUCUAGGCCUGGCACGAAACAAAGAUGUAUAGUGUUAAAAGACACAGCAACAGCAUAAUGCAGAACUAGUUAUCCGUGGCCAGAGGUUUUAUUUAAAGAACUUCUUGCCGCCAUAGUUACCGUAAUAAGUACCAAUCAUGACCGCUCAGAGUGUGACCAGUACAACUGUGCAGAAAAGUGUAUUUUUCCAGACAAUAAAACUAUGUAAGAACAUGACAAAUAGGGGCGAAUGCUUAACUAUCACGAUAAUCCAUCUAUACAGCCAUUAGAACUGUAGAAAACAAAUCUCUCUUUUUUAGGAUGACAGUGUGACCUACUCUACAGUACACUAUGUUUGACUUUCAAACUAUUGGCUUUCUGUACUUUUUAGCAGAGUUUCUUUUCUUGUUUUCUUGUUUUUGCUGCUGCAUAGAUUGGGGGUGUAUUUUUUCAAGGUUCUUUACUAUAUUCAUUUUGUAAUAAUGUAUAAAUCUUUUUACAGUUUAUCUUAAAGAAAAAAUUCCCUCUGUAUAAUAAAUGUCAUUUAUUUAUA